UGAAAAAUACUACAAAUGUGGCAAUGCAUAAAGCGUUCUGAAGAAUGGAUAAACGAGCAUGGUGAUGAAAUAAAUCCUCCACAUAGAGAUAUUAUUUAUCAUCUACGAGAUUGAGUUCAUAAAAAUAGAACUGUGGCAGAUUUACCAUGAUCGAGUAGGCCACGUAGUGUUAGAACCUGAAAAAUGGCAGAUUCUGCGGCUACCGUUCAUCAACAAAGUCCACAACAGAGCAUUGAUCGACUAAGUGCCGAACUUGAUAUUUCAAGAUCAUCUCUUCAGAGAAUUUUGCAAGAAAAUGGCUAUAAAGCAUACCACCCUAAGUUAAUUCAUGGUCUUGUGGAGGACACAGAUAGACAACUACAAAGGUGUCAACGGUUCAUUAGCCAAUUUGAUAAUGAUUCUCAGCUAUCCAAUAAGAUAAUGUGGUCUGACGAAGCAUCAUUCAAAUUAAACAGUAUGAUUAACCACCACAAUUGUGUGAUUUACACGACUGAAAACCCAAAUUUGACUUAUGAACAACGACUGAAUCAGCCUGGUUUCACUGUUUGGGGAAGUUCUCAGUCCUGAUGGGUUAUUAGGCUCUUAUUUCUUUAUGAAACUGCCACUUGCAAUAACUAUUUAGAAAUACUGAAUGAGUAUGUCUUUCCGCAGCUGCGAGACAAGCCGGAUUUUAAUACUUUGCUGUCCAUGCAAGAUGGUGCGCCUCCCCAUUACGCCAAAAAGGGUAUGUGACCUGUUAGACAAUUUGCCAGCAGGUUGGACUGGACGUAGAGGAUCUAUUGAGAGGGCUCCAUGUUCAUGUGAUCUCACACCAACAGACUUUAGGAUCUGGA
Octopus sinensis (East Asian common octopus) is the source of this 833-nucleotide messenger RNA. RefSeq lists its product as uncharacterized. The record is from RefSeq and is a predicted model, not a curated record. Lineage: Eukaryota; Metazoa; Mollusca; Cephalopoda; Octopoda; Octopodidae. The transcript has 2 exons. Bases 184 to 567 code for a protein of 127 amino acids.